Messenger RNA from Paramormyrops kingsleyae, 2206 nucleotides. Its product is annotated as N-acylethanolamine-hydrolyzing acid amidase-like. The record is from RefSeq and is a predicted model, not a curated record. Gene Ontology annotation, molecular function: fatty acid amide hydrolase activity. Gene Ontology annotation, cellular component: lysosome. Gene Ontology annotation, biological process: fatty acid metabolic process. Lineage: Eukaryota; Metazoa; Chordata; Actinopteri; Osteoglossiformes; Mormyridae.
UGGGUGGUUGUCAUUUUGCCAGGAUUCCUUACGAUGGCAGUUACCAUGUGACCCUGUGGGAGCGCCUGGCUGACCAGUAAUUGUCCAGUUUGUCCAAUCUUCAUUUUGGACCACUGAAAAGAAGAAGAGGACCCCCAAAUUCUCACUCAUUGUGUACACCUUCGGAUAGACACUACAACAAUAGAACACCUAUCUGACCUUGGUCAUGUGGCCUUAAGUGGCGGUACUGUUACUGACUUCUGUAAAUAGGAACUAGUGCCGCGCUGCUGUCUGUACGAAGGUAUCUACGGACUUGUAUUGUAAUGAAACUAUGAAGUGCUCUCUCACUUUAAUCCCCUUAACGCUGGCUGCGUGGUGUUAUGCAGAAUUUCCACCACGGAUCGUCGAAGUCAGUUUGGACGAGCCACCGAAAGAAAGAUGGGCACCGCUGAUGAAAAUGAUUAACGUGAGCUAUUUCAGAGAGAUUGUGCCUCAGAUCAUUGACCAGUUCAGGCAAGGUGAAGCAGAAAAGUUACAUCCAGACAUCAAACCUGAGCUAGAAGACUUGGAAGCUUACAUGCCACGGCAGUAUGCAGGAGAAAUCCAGGGACUGGCCUCCCUAUCUGGAGUUAACAUCACUGACAUCAUCCUCCUGAACUUUGCCUAUGAAUUGACAGCGUUUUGCACGAGUAUUGUCGCACAGGACACAAAUGGCCGUAUCUACCAUGGGAGGAACUUGGACAAGCCAUUUAAUAAUAAUAACGAAUCAUCAUCAUUAUUUGUGAAGGCUGCGAGAAAACUCACAGUUGAUAUUCUAUUUAUGAGAGAUGGAAAGGUGGCCUAUAGAGGGACCUCCUUUGCCGGCUAUAUUGGCCUGUGGACAGGACAAAGUGCAAAUAAAUUCACCAUCUCUGGAAAUCAACGCGAUGAUGGGUUUUCGUUGGAGAAUGUCACCUUAGCCAGCUGGCUCAUCAGAGAGACCCUGGAAGAGGCAGCAAGCUAUAAGGAUGCCUUGGAGCGCUUGUCCAAGGUGCCCAUCAUCACCCAUAUUUACUACAUCGUGGCCGGUGUGCAGCCAGGGGAGGGCGCAGUGGUGACCAGGAAUAGCUCGGGAGAAGCAGACGUGUGGGAGCUUGAUCCUCCCCAUGGACAGUGGUUCAGGGUACAGACCAACUAUGAUCACUGGAAUCCUCCACCAGAUACAGACAAACAUAGAACACCAACCAUCAACGCCUUAAAUGCUACUGGUCAAGAGAACAUUACUUUUGAUUCACUUUUUAAGGUUUUGACAGUAUAUCCAACAUGCGAUGAGACAACGAUUUACACAACAGUGAUGAGCGCUGGCACUCCAGAGAAAUAUUGUACCGUAGUGAGAGAGAAAUGCAUCCAGAUAAAGAUCUGCAGUGAUUCGAAAGGAAUUACAUCUGUAGGCCUAAUAUGUAUAAUUAUAAGUAUAAGUAUAAUUAUAUUUGUUUGCUUAUUUUUAUGGUGUAAGUAUAGGAAUUGAUUUCGCCAGGGAAAUUGUGAGUGUUGGAGUGUUUAAUUUUCCUGUGCGCUUGUACAGUAGCACACAAGCGUGAAGCAGCCUUUUUCACUUUUUGGCUACACCGAGCCCAAGUUUCAGUACAGGCCUGCAACGUACAGUAUAGGAGCGUUGAUUUCAUUUAUUCAAAUCUGCCUUCUGUUGUUUAUUUUAGUUCAUUUAAACCUUUUAAGGACUUUCUCCAUUUUGGGUUAAAAGGACGGAUGAGACUUUGCUCCUGGGUGAAAUUUAUUGUACAAAAUGGUAAAAAUGAGUAAAUAGUUGCAUUUACUUCUCAUUGCAUUCCUGUGUUGUACAGUAUAUGUUCUUUUCGUGUAAAGUGAUGCAUGCAUUUAUGUGUUUUGGGCUUUAAAAAGAAUCGACGGGUAUGAUGUGUGGAGUACAUGUCUGGUAUGGUAAAUGUGUAUGCAUGCUAAGCUAAUUUGGAAGAAUUACUUUAAUAGCUGACAGCUUUAGAAUUAACUGGGUGAGGAGAAGCAUUGAUAUGUAACCCUAAUUAUAAAAAGUACUGAGUAGAAAAGAAUUCAGGGUAGCUCCCUUGUUACUAUUAGUGCACAAAGGGAUGCUACAUAUAUGCUUGUAAGCAAUGAAUUAACCCUAAGUUGACCAAUCAGUACUGCAUGCCUUUUUUCUUCUUAUUCAUGCAGAUUUUGUUAUAGAUUAAAACUGUUACCUUUUAAAGGC